UUUUACCGAGCUGUAGGCUGGGGCCGAACUCUUUGGUAAUGCCGAUCUGAUACUCUUCCUUGGGCUUUGGGCUGAUGGGCCGUCACUGCUGUUGGGCUUGUUUAGUCCGUACUCCAUCAAUACAUGUGAUCAAUAAUAGAGUAGCAUUCAUUAAUUUUGAUUGUGUAUUACGUGACAUACGACCCGUGACCAAGAUUGCAUGAUUCAAGAUUUUAUGUUAGUACCCAAAUGUUGGAAUUCAUAGCAUGUAGGCUCAUGAGCCAAACACUAGACCAUCCAUACUCCAAACUUUUAUAAGAUUUUAUAUUUUAGAUUAAGAAAAUAAACUUGUAAAUCCGGACCUCGUGAACAAUGUCGUCACCAAUAUUAGAAGAUAGAGACAGUGCGACGAUCAUUGCUGACAAUGAAUGACAAUUUACAAACAUAAAUGAAUUCUUCUAUGUGGGUGUCCUGCUACCCCCACCUCAGUUGCGUCUCCGGACUCUCCUCACCCACCCUCAGCCGUGUUUACCCAUUUUUCCUUGGUCGAGUCAAACCUAAACUCGGGAUAGGUUUGCCCCGCGCUCUCGCCCGGAUAUGUUUUUUAAAUGUUUAUUAUUAUAUUAAUAUUAUUUCUCUAAUCAUAAUAUAUGAACAAAUUAUAUUGAAAUCCUGUUUCAUUACAGUAGACCUAUUUUUAAGGAACAUAGGAGUAUUUUACGAAAGAGAUUUUAUUUGAUAUCGCAAUGUGAUUAUAAUUGGAAAGAAGACCAAAAUUGGAAUACUAAUAAUUUAUGCAUAACGUUGGAAUAAUAAUCCAAGUAAGAGAAAUCGACGUCCCUUAAUUACGUGCAUAGAAAAAGAAAGAUUUCCGAAUUAUUUCCAAAAAUCGAAAUUAAGGCAUUAAACGACGUCACCUCAUCCCUCUCACCUCCACUCCCACCGCUGCGCAGAAGGAACCCACACGAUGCCGUUUUGCGUCGCUUUCCAUCUUCACCAUGUGUUAAAGCAGCUUCUGCAGUCUCAGGAAGCCUUUUUCUCUCUCUCUCUCUAGGAAAGGAAAAUCCGAAGCGAUACAGCUCCGGUGAUGUCUACGCCGCCGCCGCUGGUGGCAAUUGAGGCUCCGACGUCAUCGCCGCCUCCACCCGGUCCUCCUUCCCCGGCGGAGCUGCUGCUUCCGCCGCCGCCUUCGGGGAAUAUCACUCCGCCGGCGAUUACGCCGACUACGGCAGCGUCAAACAACCGCGCGACGCUGGUGGCGCUGGGAGUGGGGAUAGGGAUUGGCGGAUCGAUCGUGCUGGUUUGCGUUGGUAUUUUUGUGAUUUGGUACAAGAGGAGGAGGAGGAGGAAGCGUUUUGGAGAGGACGGAUUUGGUUAUGGUCGUUCGCAGAAACAGGGGCUCAAUCCCAAAGAUGAUCCUUAUCAUGGUCCACCGUACAACAUGCCGCCUACUCCACCAUCUAACCUCAACGUCUUUGAACUUCCAAAGCCUACUCCCCCACGGGUUGUUUCGUCAAAUUCUCACCAAUCUAUGGAUGUAUCCACUACUCCACCUUUUUUUAGUAGCAGCCUGAACUCCUUAGAGGAUGUUCCACAAACAACCCUUCCUACGUGCUUGGAUUCCACAAAAACUACAUUCACUUAUGAAGAACUUGCACUUGCAACGGAUAAUUUUUCUGACUCCAACCUCCUUGGUCAAGGUGGUUUUGGAUAUGUUCAUAAGGGAGUGCUUCAUGAUGGCAGAGAUGUUGCAAUCAAGCAACUAAAGAUGGGGAGUGGUCAAGGGGAGCGUGAAUUUCAGGCAGAGGUUGAGAUUAUAAGUCGUGUUCAUCACAGCCAUCUAGUAUCACUACUUGGGCACUGCAUUUCAGGGGCUCGAAGAUUGCUUGUGUAUGAAUAUGUCGCUAAUCAAACUCUGGAGUUCCACUUACAUGGGAAGGUGUGCAAACAUCCUAUAAACUGGGCUACUAGGAUGAAAGUUGCCCUGGGGUCGGCAAAAGGAUUGGCAUAUUUGCACGAGGACUGUCAUCCUAAGAUCAUACACCGUGAUAUCAAGUCAUCUAACAUUCUUCUUGAUGAAAAUUUUGAGGCGAAGGUAGCAGAUUUCGGCCUGGCUAGGUUCUAUUCAGAUACUGAUACUCACGUCUCCACUCGGGUAAUGGGAACUUUUGGUUAUUUAGCUCCGGAAUAUGCUCUUACUGGAAAGCUGACAGAGAAGUCAGACGUCUUUUCAUUUGGCGUUGUCCUUUUGGAGCUGAUUACUGGUCGCAGGCCAAUCGAUAGAUCACAAAACUACCUUGAUGAUAACAUUAUUGAUUGGGCAAGGCCUUUGCUUUCGCAAGCUCUGGAAAAUAACAACUUUGAUUGCGUGGCUGAUCCGAGGUUGCAGAAAGAUUACGACUCUGUAGAGAUGGCUCGGAUGGUUGCUUGUGCUUCUGUCUGUGUUUGUCAUUUGGCUCGACGCAGGCCAAAGAUGAGUCAGAUAAUACUAGCUUUGGAAGGAAAGCUGCCUCUAGAUGACUUGACCGAGCCCAUUCUAUCAAGGCAGAACGUUUUAAACAAUGAUUCUCACGAUAGCUCAGACUACGACUCCUUAUAUGACACCACACAGUACAGAGAGGAUCUGAUAAAGUUCAGGAAGAUGGCAUUAGAAAGUGCUGAACACACUGUAAGUGAGUACAGCGGCCCGACUAGUGAAUUUGGCCUCCGGCCCUCCGGCUCUAGCAGCGAAGUUCUAAGAAACAUACAAGUGACAUAGUCUGCAUUUUAUUUUUGUUUAUUUUUUAUUUUUUGCUGAAGAUGUUACUUGAGAAUAACUGGCAACGGGGGAAAAAGCUGUGUAAAUUAUUUCUGAUGUGAAUUAUUUGUAGGUUAGUUGGAUAUAUUCUCACUAUGCUGCUGCUAUUUAUAACUAGCAUUCUGUUAAUCAA
Molecule: messenger RNA, 2909 nt
Organism: Salvia splendens (bonfire salvia)
Lineage: Eukaryota; Viridiplantae; Streptophyta; Magnoliopsida; Lamiales; Lamiaceae
Product: proline-rich receptor-like protein kinase PERK15
Exons: 8
Coding region: 1067-2737 (556 amino acids)
Biological process (GO): protein phosphorylation
Molecular function (GO): ATP binding; protein kinase activity
Source: RefSeq, a predicted model, not a curated record